AUGGCCAACGCAGGUAUAGGUAACACCGAAUUAAGCGGUGCUGCCGCCCUAACAGUCCGACAAUCCAUCUACCCCAUCACCCUCGUCACCAUGCUCUUCUUCCUCUGGGGAUUCGCAUACGGUCUCUUAGAUGUUCUGAACGCUAAAUUCCAAACCGCACUCAAUAUUACUGCCGCCGAAGCAGGAGGACUCCAAGGCGCCUACUUCGGAGCUUAUUUUAUCGGGCCCCUGACGUAUUCCGGAUGGCUCGUUCGAAGAUUCGGUUAUAGAUGGACAUUUAUCGUUGGUCUCUGCAUAUAUGGUGUAGGAGCAUUGAUGUUCUGGCCUUCAGCCGUCUAUAGAUCAUUCCCUGGCUUCUGUGGAAGUUUAUUUAUAGUCGGAUCGGGACUUAGCACGCUUGAAACAUCUGCAAAUCCAUUCAUCGCUACCUGUGGACCUCCACGACUUUCAGAAUUCCGUCUUGAACUCUCGCAGGCUUUUCAAGCGGUUGGUUCUGUCGUUGCUCCACUUCUUGCUUCGAGAGUCUUCUUCAAAGAAGGUGAUGGACAAGAUCUAUCCAAAGUCCAAUGGACAUAUCUCGGCAUCGCCGCAUUUGUCUUCCUCCUCGCCGUCGUGUUCUUCUUUAGCAAACUCCCCGAAGUCACAGAUGCAGAUAUGGCAUUACAGAGUGAACAAUCUGCCGGUCUUACAGGAUAUGAAGAAAAACCCAUGCGGAGACAAUACAAACUUAUCUUUGGUGUUGCGGCUCAAUUCUGCUAUGUGGGUGCUCAAGUAGGUGUCGCGGCAAACUUUAUCAGAUAUGCUGAGGAAAGCGCGGGUCUUAGUCAAGCCGCUGCUACGGAUAGAUUUGCCAUUGCUCAGGGUCUUUUUGCAAUUGGUAGAUUUGCUGCGGCGGGUUUGAUGAUGAUUACUAAACCUCGUUAUGUACUCAUGAUAUUCAUGACUGCUAUUAUGUUAUUCAUAUCUGUUUCUAUUGGUGUUAAAGGAGAAGCUGGUGUGGCUAUGUUAUCUCUCGUUCUUUUCUUCGAAUCCUGCAUCUUCCCCACCAUUUUCGCCCUCUCAAUCCGCGGUCUCGGUCGCCACACUAAACGUGGAUCUUCCUGGAUCGUUGCCGCCGUCUCUGGCGGUGCUCUUUUCCCUUCUCUCACGGGUCUUCUCGCCGAUAAAAAAGGUUAUCAUAUCUCUAUGACCGUUCCACUUAUUGGUUUCUUUGUCGCGUUUGCAUUUCCCAUUUACCUGAAUACCGUUUGUGCAAAGGAAUUAGAUGGUUUCAACGAGACGAAGAUUGGAUACGAGGGAGCGGAUUUGGCGGCUGAGAAGAGAGAAGGUAGUGUGGUUUGGGAGGAGAAAGGUGCAACUGGUUCUGAUGCGCAUCAUUUGGAGUUAGAGAAUAGUGAGUCUAGAAGGAGAUGA
Messenger RNA from Sclerotinia sclerotiorum 1980 UF-70, 1413 nucleotides. RefSeq lists its product as hypothetical. The record is from RefSeq and is a predicted model, not a curated record. NCBI's taxonomy places the organism in Eukaryota, Fungi, Ascomycota, Leotiomycetes, Helotiales, Sclerotiniaceae. Gene Ontology annotation, molecular function: transmembrane transporter activity. The transcript has 2 exons. Gene Ontology annotation, biological process: transmembrane transport. The coding region runs from base 1 to 1413 and encodes 470 amino acids.